Hevea brasiliensis (rubber tree) is the source of this 1445-nucleotide messenger RNA. RefSeq names its product probable vacuolar amino acid transporter YPQ1. NCBI's taxonomy places the organism in Eukaryota, Viridiplantae, Streptophyta, Magnoliopsida, Malpighiales, Euphorbiaceae. Bases 63 to 1205 code for a protein of 380 amino acids. The record is from RefSeq and is a predicted model, not a curated record. The transcript has 12 exons.
AGCCGUCUUAUCUCUAAGUCUCACCUACUUGAAGGAGAGAGAGAGAGAGAGAGAGAGUGAUCAUGUCUCUUGCCUAUUGUGUCAAGGAGCAGAAACCUUGUGUGCAUUGGGUUGACAAGUACUUCAAGGAUUGCCUUUGUAAUCUAAAAGAUGAAUUCUCUUUUGCUUUUGGGCUCAUUAGUCUAGUUUGUUGGGGAGUUGCAGAAAUCCCUCAAAUCAUCACCAACUUCCGCACAAAGUCUAGCCAUGGAGUCUCCCUUCUUUUUCUCCUCACUUGGGUUGCUGGGGAUGUUUUUAAUCUUGUGGGCUGCCUUCUGGAGCCAGCGACGCUGCCCACCCAGUUCUACACUGCCCUGCUCUAUACUACAAGCACUGUAGUAUUAGUGUUACAGGGUUUCUACUAUGAUCACAUCUACAGGCGGUGGGAAUGGCAGAGAGCUGAUGCUGACCAACAGGUUGAAGAUGAAAAAAAACCACUGAAACCCAAGUUAGCUGAUUCGGCCAUUCCCAUACCCAAUGCCUCACCUAGAGCAACUCCUCGUAGGGAGUAUUACUACACUUCAGCUAGAUCUAUGGCAAGCAGUGGUACUCCGCCAUUUCGAGGUUACCUUGGAAAUGCCAGAAGCGGUCCUUCAGCAAUGGUACUCGACAACGAAUCAUCCUCAGAUGAUGAUGCAGCCCCUGUUUCAGCUAAAUCAGUUAGCCAGCCUAGGCCAAUUCCAAGAUCGGCUGGUUAUGGAACAUUUCUAGCCACAUCAGUCAACCUGCCCCUAAAAAGUAAGGCUUUGACAGAUGCCUACAUUGGAUUUAAUGGUAGAAGACUUUUACAUGAAGGAAGUGGAACGGACCACAAUGCUUUUGGACAGUGGCUGGGAUGGCUUAUGGCUGCUAUAUAUAUGGGUGGCCGAAUCCCUCAAAUCUGGUUAAAUAUUAAAAGAGGAAGUGUGGAGGGCUUAAAUCCUCUGAUGUUCAUCUUCGCACUAGUGGCAAAUCUCACUUAUGUGCUAAGUAUUCUUGUUAGAACCACAGAAUGGGAUAAAAUCAAAGCUAAUAUGCCAUGGUUGCUAGAUGCUAUAGUCUGCGUGGCACUCGACUUAUUUAUCAUAUUGCAGUACAUAUAUUACAGAUACAUCCAUCAAGAAAAGAUUAGCCAUGAAGAAGAUUAUGGAGACUACUUGGAUUCAAAUAAAGCUUCUUUAUCUUAAGUCGGUUAAUGUAAUUUGCAGAUUCAUGCUUCAGAGUGGAACUUUAAUUAGAGAUCCUUUCAAAUAUUUGAACUAGCAAGGCUAUCUGUUAUUGGGAUUGCAUUUGUUAAUUAACUAGUUAAUUAUCAGUAUCAGUUAUGAGCUAUGAGCUAUGAGAUGAGCUACAAAGGAAUACAUGUUAUAGGUCAAGAGUUAGUGAGAUAGCGAUUGGUAAUGGUAAUGAUAUAAUUUUUAUUUUAA